GCUAGUCCCUCUGCCGCAAACCCCACGUACCAUGUCGCAAAACCGAUGUUUGGUGUUGUUGGAGAAGUAAACUGUCAUUUGGCCAGUGAUAUCCAGACCGCGAUAGAUUCCACUGUUUAAGAUAUGUUUUAGUGUUUUGCUAAAUGUAUCUUCAUGCGAGCCGGUUCAGUUUAACAACAAGAUGGACGACCCUGUAGGCUUUUAGGAGCCAGAAGAUGAGCUGAGCUACAGCAAAACAAGCUCGAAAAAUGGCAACAUACAACGCCGAAGUCGCUGCAGGACACUCUGUUGUGGUGGAGGUGAGCCCAGAUAUUCACAUCUGCGGCUUCUGCAAGCAGCAGUUUAAUAAUUUUGAGGUCUUUCUCGCCCACAAGCAAAAUGGAUGCUCGCUACCCAGCUCUGACACAUCAGCCACCACUGCAACGACAGCUCUCACAGAUUCCAGUGCCGAGUUUGUCUUCGAGGAAACCUACCAGACCUGUGUUAUGAGGGGUGUCAAAAAGAUUCUGACCAAAGCGCAGAAAACACCUUCCAAAAAAUUAAAACCUUCGCUGACUUCAAAGAGACACAGCUGCUGUUUCUCAGGUUGCACUUUCAAGACGCAGUAUGGUCAAAAAGACAUGGAGCGGCACCUCAAAACCCACACCGGCGAGAAGCCGUUUGAGUGCGAGCUGUGCCACAAGCGCUUCAGUCGCCGGGACAAGCUCAACGUGCACAGCCGCUCGCACACAGGGGAGAAGCCGCACAAGUGCAAACACUGUCCCUACGCAGCGGCAGACAGCAGCAGUCUGAAGAAGCACCUGCGCAUCCACUACGACGAGCGGCCAUUCAAAUGCCAGAUCUGCCCUUACGCCAGCCGCAACUCCAGCCAGCUCAUUGUUCACCUCCGGUCGCACACUGGGGACGCACCUUUCCAGUGCCAGCAGUGCGACGCAAAGUUCAAAAUCAACUCGGACCUGAAGAGGCACAUCCGGAUUCACUCUGGAGAGAAGCCAUACAAGUGUGAGCUCUGUGACUACCGCUGCGCCAUGAAGGGCAACCUGAAGUCUCACAACAGGAUCAAGCACAGCACUGAGAACUCCUUCCACUGUGCGCACUGUGACUUCCAGUGUGCCAACAAGACGGCUCUGCGGCAACACUCGCGAGAACACCAGCCCACUCAGCCCAUCCAGUGUUCCAAGUGCACUUACUCGUGCUCCAGCAAGGGGGCGCUCAAAGUCCACGAGAGGAUCCACUCUGAGGAGCGCCCCUUCAAAUGUGACUUCUGCAACUUUUCCUCCAAGCAGCGCAGCAACCUCAUCAUCCACAAAAAGAAGUGCCACUCAGACACGCUGGAAAAGGGCAGCGGUGGGAAAGGCGGCAGAGGUGGAGGGAAGAGCAGAGGGAGUGACUCUCCGAAGCCCGUGGACUCCAGGUAUCGGGCCAAGCUGGAUGCGGCCCGGGCUUUCUGCUGUGACUCGUGUGACGCUUGCUUUGUGAGGGAAGACUCCCUGCGCAGUCACAAGAAGCAGCACAGAGACACUCAGAACGUGCUGCAGCUCCAGCUCUCCACCCCGGCCGAUGCAGUCAACAUGGUUCCCAUCGCAACAUCACAGAGCACCGCCCAGCUGGAAGUCCCCAUCUCGUCUGACUCAAUGGCUCCUUACAGCAGUGCACAGCUCAAAAUCAUUGUAUCUCACCCCCUCGGCCAGGAGAACUCCUUGCUUCCAGCUGGUGUGGACAGUCAGAACAAGACCAACAUGGUUCUGCUCAGCCCAGAAAGCCAGGACAUGGUGGUCAACUCCAUGAUCCAGCAGGUCAACCUGUUGGCGCCUAUGCAACCUCUCGUGUCCUCCCAGACUGCCGAAGCGACCCUUGAACCCCACACGGUCCUGUUGACACAGCUCAACCCCGAUGACACCAACAACCCGCUCCACCAGGCCCUGCUGCAGACGGCCAUAACCACUCAGGACUCCAGCAGCGGCUCGCAGACCUUCAUCACAACCUGCUCUGAACUGGAGGGUCUCAACGCCCUGAUCCAGGAGGGCGGCACCGAGGUGACGGUCGUGACAGAAGGCAACGCCGCCAUGGUGACCGCAACCACACCCAACAUGGUCUGCGGUCUGUCGGAGGAUAUGUCCAAGCGAGCGGGGCCGGUUGCGGUGGAGCAGAGUGCCUUACCCAGCGAGGAGAGCGCGUUGCUGGUGCCAAACAUCAGCCUGGGCGGUCAGAAUGUGGUCAUCCACGGCGUUCCCCUGAUAGUGACCACUCAGCCACAGCAGAGCGCCAUAGAGCAGCUCUCUCCUCACACACUCUACGCAGACUCACACACACUGGAAGGCAUCCCACAAUGAGCAGAGGGUUUCGGUGUGAAUGGAAAGACUGUACCUGCAUCAUAAGCUAUUUCUUUGCCAGUAAGAACUCGCAGGCCAUUAACAGAAAGCAGCUUCUGUUUCGGGCAACUUAAUCUUUAACCACUGUAGUAACAAUAAUGUUGACUUCGGAGACGUAUUAGUUUUCAGAUUUUUGGAAUAAUUUAUUGUCGUAGCGCAAUAGCUAGAUCAUGUUGAACAUUGAAUCACUGUUUGAAUGUGAAAAGUUGAGCAUUUGGUCAUAAUUUCAUGAACUCUAUUUUCAAGUGUCACUUUUGGAAGGCAUCAAAAUCGAGAUAAACCUAAUUUCAAAUAAAUUAUUGAUUAAAAUAAGGUUUAUUUUUCAUGAGAGGAACCUUCGAAAGAGGAAUAAAGUCUGAAACAGAAGGACA
Acanthopagrus latus (yellowfin seabream) is the source of this 2743-nucleotide messenger RNA. RefSeq names its product zinc finger protein 64 homolog (mouse) (gene zfp64). The transcript is spliced from 6 exons. Gene Ontology annotation, molecular function: RNA polymerase II cis-regulatory region sequence-specific DNA binding; DNA-binding transcription factor activity, RNA polymerase II-specific. Lineage: Eukaryota; Metazoa; Chordata; Actinopteri; Spariformes; Sparidae. The record is from RefSeq and is a predicted model, not a curated record. Bases 249 to 2333 code for a protein of 694 amino acids. Gene Ontology annotation, biological process: regulation of transcription by RNA polymerase II.